AUGACCAGGGGGUUGAAAUCCUUGAAGACCAUGUCCUCCCAUUCCUCGGCUAUAAUAUCCCUGAUGGGUUUUAUGUAAUCGUCGUCCUGCCAGACGAUCUCCUUGUCGCUGUCGUAAUCCUCAUCGUCGUCGUCCUUCUUCACGUUCUUGAUGGUGAUCUUGUUGAAGAACUGGUCGAAGUUGAAACCCCAGCCGUCCGCAUCUUCGGGCCAGUCGGGGUCGUCCUCUUCCACCACCAGCGGGUACUCCGCCAGGAGCCUCUGCAUCUUCCUCCCCCGUUCCUCUUGGUCAGCCUCCUCCUCGACAUCUGGGAUUGCAUCGAUCACCUGGCGGAUCUUCCUCCUCCACUCUAGUCUCUCUUCGUCAUCCAUGAGGAAAGGAUCAGCCCCCCUCGUGGCCCCGGCAGUGGCUGCGUCGCUCUCUUCGUCCGAGGAGCUGCCGGAGAACUCGACCUCCCCGGCCAUCUUGGAAGCUCUAACCUUUCUCAGAAACGGCGUCACGGGCAAUAAUAUCUUACUGGGAAAACACGUCGAAAAUCCGGAUCCGAUGAGAGGGGAACGUACCAGGCGGGAAGACGGCAGCAGCUUGCUGUGAUUUGAAGAGGAUAAUAUCCGAGUCUGGCGGUUCCUGUGUGCGGCUUUCAACGCGGGCAAGCUCGCCGGAGUAGCGGAGGCGUCUCCUUUCAGCAGUGGAGCAGAAAACGCAGUGCCGAGAGGGCUCUGCAGCGCCAUAGAGAGAGAGAGCAACAAGGUGGUCUUCGGGGGGCAGACUCCUUCCCCCGCUCUUCUUCCACUCUGAGCGAUAAAAAAGACGAGAAAUAAUCAAGAAAUCGGGAACAGAGUGUCGAGCUUCUUACACCCUUCUGCGCGAGGGAAAGAUCUGCUGGGAAUUACGACAAACAGUUGAUGAGUAAACUCCCAUUCACCGCGAGGAGUUCGCCAAGGAAGCCCCCAGAGAGAGAGAGAGAGAGAGAGAGAGAGAGAGAGAGGUGGAGCUCACGGGAGGAACGCAAAGCUUCCUGGCGCCGGGGCCCGCCAGAGAGAGAGACAGAGAAGCUCUUCCCCGCGCCCGCUAGAGACCUCGAAAUUUCAGCGCUGGGAAGAAUCCUUCUCGUAGUAGAGCGCCUUCGCCGGCGCCGGCGACCCCUUCGUCGGAUAGUACACCGCUGAAAACCCCCCACGAUUCAACUUCGCAGAGUCGACCGGGUUGGACGAGGAGGCAGAGCAGCUGCCGCUCUUCUUGUGAGCCACGACGAAGCCCAACAGGGCACGACUGUUGUCAACGGGUGUUCUUGAAGUCGAUUCAGGUCUUAUCUGAAACAUACCCAUCUAUUCUACUAUUAAACUCAAAAUUAAAACUUUUAAACGGAUAAUUUUCAUUUUCACGUUAAAAUACACUCUUUCGUCUUUUUUUUUUACCGAAUUUUAAGAGGAGCUGAGAUCCUGACUCUGAUCUAGAUGCUCCUAUUCAUUAAACAAUUCCUCCUUAAUCAGCAUCAUCCCAUAUGUAAAUUAUAAAAUGUCUUCUGAAUAAUUUCCAAUCUCCUCGAACCCGAUUCAGAUAUUCGCAUAAAUCCCAUAACAAAUCCCCCAAAAAACAAUGGGUACCAAAUAAUCAGAGCCCACCAAAUGGAGACAGGUAGAGAAGGAGAGAAACCACGAGGUGUUCUUACACGGGGAGAAUCUAAGUACUGCCCCAUAUGGCAUAUAUGGGAUUAACCAGUUCAUCAAGGUUCACCUACCACAGGAGGGCGUGGAAGAGAGGGAGCUGUGAUAUGCACGCCGGAGCUCAGCCAAGAAAUCCAUCUGCAGAGGCAAAAUACUUGAAGGGAAGGGAUGAAGCCCGAAAGUGGGACACAAAAGGAAAUGAAAUUUAAAGGUCAGGGGGGAACGAAAACACUACCUGAUGAGGGAGGUUCAACUGUCCCCAGGCUGGUCCACCGGCUCCGGCAUACAUAACUGGUCUGUCUGCUUCAAAAGAAAACAAUGAAAGGUAGCAGAGGAGUUACUCCUCUCUGAAAGUUGUAGAGGAUGUGGCUUGGUUAACCAUGCUCUCAAUUUUUAUCGCUCAGCUUGAAUGCAGUGCGAUCUCCACAGACGGAAUAAUUUUUAAUAUUUUUAUCGGCAGACACAUAGAGGGGUCUUCUUGCAUAAUUAAAAUUAGUAUUUCACAAUGAAAUUGUGCACUAUCUAUGCGGUACUACAACAUAAAUCUAUUCCAUUCAAGAUUUUUUUAUAUAUUCCAUAACUUUUUAAUGAAAACAUACCCUUUUUACCAAGUAAUCUCACAUAGACGUGCAUGUUUUUCUUCAAAAAAUAAUUUAAUUUAAAAAUAACAAAGCUCUGAAUAAGUGAUCUCUAGAAUAAAUGCUAGAAGUAUCUGGUCAAAGGUACAUCUUUCAUCAAAACAUUGUGUAAUCUAAAUGAAUACAAUCUUAAAAUCAAGUGAUUUUUAAAAAAUGUUAAGUAAAUCAGGGAAAUCAUGUCCGUUAUCCCAAACGGGAAGAUCUAAUUAAAAAAAGUAACGUUUUUUGCUGAAAACCGAAUACCUUCCAUCCUAAUUCAAGAUAUCUUGUGUGCCCACAUGUUUUUCCUCUAUUCAAAGCUUCUACACCAAUGGCUCCAAAUCAGAGGGGAAAAACCAGUGCAAUUAUGGACCUAAGAGACUCUUACAAAGCCAUUCAAUCAUAAGCACGAGUCUAUAGAAUCCAAAAGCAAACAACAUGCAUACAAUUUAGCACGUAUAACUGUCACUAGUGUAAUUAGAGGUUACUAUUAUAUUCCAAUCAUUUACGCUCCAAACAGAAAUUUGUUCUAUGACCAAAACCGAUCCAAAGACAAAAUAUGACUAAAAAAAGAAACAUAAGAAGGCAAUCAAUGGUGAAUUCGUACAAAUAUGCACUCACCAGAUAGAUCUACAGCUGGGUCAUUACAUGAUUGCAUGGCAGCGGCCCAACCUGCAUAAAUAUGAAGGAAAAAUAAUUUCUUUUAUGAAUGUAACAUCAAAUAAUCAACAGAAGUUGUAAAUACUCAUCAAAUGAGUGCAUUUCACAACAAAAUAAAGCCAAUUCCAACGUCCUUCCCAAUCAUGUUUGUGGGAAAAACCCUCUUCGAAUUUGAAUCGGAACAUUUACAAUGCAGUGUAUGUAUUGUCCAGAGAUCCAAAUGCUAUUGGGUAUUGCAUAUAAUGUUGAAUCAGCUUCCUAGUUGGGUUUGCCUGGUGUUAUGCGCAUUCGUUCUCCUAGUUUAAUUACUGUAGCAUAAGAAUUUAUUUACUAAGCCCAAUGACAUUGUGUGGAAGACAAAAAAGAUGUUUUUCGGUUUCCCCACUACCUGUUCAAGGGAGCAAAGACUGCCCUCCUUCAUCCUUCUAGCUCAUAAAGCCUUCAUGGAUAAGUAUUUUGAAAAAUAAAAAGUAAAAAUAAUAGAAGUGGAUGAAGGGAUUUCAGUAAUUCUUGACCUAGUAAGCACACAAUUCGUUUCUGUCAUUUGGACGAUAACUAAGCAGGAAGGAGCUCUUGGAAGGGGAAAGUAAUCAUCGCAAUCUCAAGAUGAGUCUAGUUUCUUCUAUCCCCCUUUCAAUUCUUCUUACUUUUCUUCUUCUGCCCUUUAAUUCCCUCUUUUUCUUCCUCUGGUGGUACUCAUGCUGAAAAAUAGAUACGUCUUGAAUCUGAGAGAUACGUCUCAGAUCAACCAUAAAAUCAGAAAGAUUUACCCAGCAUCAGCGAGUUCCUCCCUAAUGCAACCCAGGAAGGAUUUCUCCAUGAAAAAGGAGAUCAGUGGAGCGGCUCUAUCCAACCAACAUAAAUGAGGUAAACCAAUGUUUAUUAAGCACAUACCACCAAAAUGGCAAGCUUAUCAACAGAAGAAAAUGCUUCAGGUAGAAGAACUAGAAUGAUUCGAAAAGGAUUAAAGAUAAAUAUCUUGAAUCCAGGCACACGAUUCGUAGGAUAGCAAGCCCCUGAAAACUAUUCAACUGGUUUGGACGGGAUUAAAAGAAAUGAUUUUAUAAUUUCGCACACUUUUCUAUCUAGGAAUAACCAUGGAACAAUGCAAAUCACCAGACUUACGUUCACUCAGCAAUUGCGCAGCCUCACUAUUACAGCAUCCAUCAACGGGAAUUGCCAAAGAAUAAGGGUUUUCACUCUGAUACUUGCUGUUGAUAAGCUCUCCGUGAUCUAUAGACAGGAAAUUUCUUGAAUGAGAUUGAUUCUUCUUUCCAUCGUGCCCAGAAGCAUAAUUUACUUUUUCGAAGCGAUCUGUCCACAAAGAGAUUGUAGCCAGACACUUCAUCAGAAAAAAAAGAAGACAAGGUGCGGAUGGCUUUUUAAAAAAAAUGCAGGGCACACGAUGCAAAUUCCUGCCAUUCAAUUCAUGCUGCACGUGCUUCCGACUAACUCUGAUGAUACACCAACAAGACACCCCAUUAAAGAUAGCAAUGUAAAAUCAAAGCGAUUAAAAUAAAAGGCGACUAUAAAGGAUAAUAAAAACUUGGGACUCUUUUAUAAUUUAUGCCCUCUGCAGGAGGCCAUGGAAAACAGACAGAAAUUUUAAAUUAACUGAAAACUCUUUCUGUCAUAUUCACAGCGUUUCAUUCCAUACAGGAGGAAUAUGUGCCAGUUUCUUUCCAUACAGGGAAUACAGCAAAAAGUUCUUAAAUAGAUAACAUGUCUGUAGGUGAAAUAAAUCGAUGACAUCCUACAUCGAUCUUCGACUAGAGAAUUUAACUGGUAAGCACGGACUUCCAUUUUCAAUGGCACAAGAUAGCAUACAGUAAUACGGGAGUGAGUGAGUGAGUGAGUGAGUAAGUGAGAGUAAGUGAAAGCGAGUGAGAGUGAGAGUGAGAGUGAGAGUGAGAGGGAGAGGAAGAGGGAGAGGGGGAGAGAGAGAGCUUCGAAUGGGAACAGUAAUAGGGAUAUGUACUAAACCUCUUCCUUAUGCAACUGAGGCUGCCCAAACUCGGAAGAGGUGAAAAGGAUUUUUUGGUUAAUGGACCACGUAAUGCUUUUAUAAAGUAAAGUAUUAAGACUAGCCAAACAAGAAAAUAGAGCGGUUUAGUAUUUCCAUGCAGAAUGAGUUCCCCCUUUAGCAACAUAUUGUGCCGAGAUCCACAUACACUGCUCACAAUGAAUCAGAACAGAAGGAUGCACAUGGCAACCCACCUCCAGAUUUUCGUCGACCGAGCGCACGGUUCCUGGAACAAAGUCACCCAAAGUAUGUCAGCUGCAGAUCGGUGAAUAGGAUCAGCAGAAAAACGACAACCUCGCGGAGGCGUAACUUCCACUUGAUUCGUAGGCCAUUGGAAAGGGAAUAAACGAAAAUAAGAACAUCCGCGAUCCAGGUAGAAAGGAAGACCAAACCCUAACAAACCAAGUCGACGAUGAUAAUCAAGGAACCAGGCAUGCAGAAAGAUGAGCCAAUACUCCCGGUCCCGAGAAAACGGGCGGGCGACGAGAAAGCGCGCCAUUCAAAGGAGAACCAUGCCGUGAAGGGGAAGGAGGUGAGCGUUGAGCAGACAGGAACAUUGCCUUUGCGAUGGAGGAGCGUAUCGCCUGACGUUCUCGGCGGCGUUCUCGAGCAUCUCCGCUACCUCCCGUGGAAGCCGUCUCCAGGCGCAGCAGCCUCUCCCGCGCCUGUGACUCCUCGAUGCCCAAACCCGGCCCUCUUCCUUCAGAAAAAUGGGCCGUAUCAGCAAAGGGUGAGCGCUGCAACUCUCAGCCCCUAGCCGCGUUUUCUACCCGGCGGUGACUACCACCGAACCGGUGACCACAACCAUGGUGAGUCAAUUUAUCUAAAUAAACAAAAGUCAAAUAAAUAUUUAUUUUCACAAGCCUAUUACCAGUAAACGUGUAACCGAGAGUCCGUAUCAUAUUGGGCUUUUGAAAGCCCACAUGCCGAUCCAUAUAAAGUUGGGAGUAUUUUUCUUGGCCCAGCCCAUUUAAGAGCCAGACGAGGCCGAACUUUCCUUUAUCAGCCCAUUAACAACUCCUCGCAUACGAGAUAGAAAAUAGAUUAACCCACUUUGUUGAGAAAUAUUCCGAGCUGAUGAAUCGAAACUAAAUUUGGGCUCGGUCUGAAUCAGCCAAUUUUCCACUUGAGCCGGUCCAGGUUGGGAUUGGGCCCUUGCAUUUGUCCGGACUGGGCUUGACAAGGUCCAGUCGGCCCAUUCAUUAUCUCCUCUAAAUAUAUUACAUGGUAAUUUAUAUUUUACUAAACAUAAAUUUAACAUAAGAAUAUACUGAAUUUGUUAUUAAUUCCUGUUCACACAUGUUCCUCUUAAAAAAAAACCUAUUGCUUCUUAAUCAGCAAGAUCGGUAUCAAAGUCAUUUAUUGGAUGCCAGGCGUCCACCUCUACCGGAGGGACAGCGGAUAGGGGGAGGCCUCGUCACCGCCCUCGUCACUGACCCGCUUAAAAAGGUGUCUGUCUUCUUCUCGUUUUUCUUCCUCCUGCUCUGCGGCCGAGAAUUGAUGGAGCUGGAUGUCUCCCUGUGCUUGCCGGGAUUGCAUACGUGGCCGGCGGGGAGACCUCGCGAGUCGUCGGCUGGUCAGAGGAGGACGGUACGACUCGGUCCGGGGAGAGGACGACUUGAAGUGAGCGAUCAUAGGAGAUCUACGGGAUCUCCGCCGGAAUUGGGUCCGCUUCCGUGGGAAGGGGGGGGGGGGUUAGAGGAAGGAGACGGGUGGGUCUGGCUAGCAAUGUCCUACCCAGAAGAUAUCCAGCACCAUAAAUGCCCAUCGGCGGCCCGACGUCGCCGUCGAGCGCCGCCGCCGUAGCGACUGACUCCCUGUUCUCCUCCUCCAUUAAUUGUCGAAAAAGGGCGUACUUGGAUGGAUUGCCAGCUCUCUCUCUCUCUCUCUCUCUCUCUCCCGGAUGGAAGAUGCGGGAAUAACAUCACGCGUGCUCAAGUAAUUUCGAUACAGAGGAGGUAACGAAACGGAGAUUCCUCCGUCUCCGACGAGUUGAGGAACGAUGCCACCAGGAGACAUCUUCUGCCCUAAAUCCAACUCACCCCUUUGCGCCAUCGUGGAGAUGGAACCUGUGCUCUUGGGUCUGAUCGGUCUUCCUGUCACAGCGCAAAAGGAGGAAAGGAGAGUUGUGGGCGAAGGUCCCUCUGCUAUUUUCUCCCUUUUUCUACCCAGCGGGGAUCCGGACAGAGAAACAUGAGGGUGUUGGGGGAGGGAGAGAGAGAGAGGUCUACAUCAGCUAAAAAAGAGGGCGACCCCACGGCAACAGUAGUUGUAGGAAAGAAGAGAGAGAGAGUUUGAGGCCAGGGGAGGAGAACCUUGAAAGGAGAACAACACUAACGCAGCCCACUUGCGGGGAGGUGGUAGCCCACCUCGCCCGGGGUGCGGCGAAUCUGCCCAUGAAAGCCUCCGUCGACCCGUGAACAUGGUCGCGGCGGCGACAGCAGUGACUGCUCUUUUUCUUCAUCGCCAUCCGACCCACCCCCGUCACCCAUGAAAUAAGACCUCCCCCCACCCUUCCUCCCUCCCUCUCUCUCUCUCUCUCUCUCUCUCUCUCUCUCGCUCCAGUUUCUUUUUUUUUGUUGUCUUUCAGACUAGCAGGAGGUGCAGCCCCCUCCCCCUGCGCCUGUCUUGUAAGGCACCGUCAUUUCAACAUCGACGGCACAUCCGAGAGAGUUUUGGGCGAUGCCUUCUCUCCUGGUUCUCAGGCUCGGUGGAUGGCCAAUGCAGUGGAGCUCCGUCUAGGAGUGCCUCGCCGGCCGACGGCGGACGCUCUUCCUGCUCGACGGAGCUGAGCGGUUGCAGGUCAUCGGAGACCCCGGGUGCACAGUGCGGCGGGUGGGAUCUUCCGGAAGGCUGUUUUAGAUGAGUUUUGAGCUCCGAGGGGACCUGCGGAGUUGCAUAGUCUCCUCCCGCCGGAGCUUUUGCGCCAUGGAAGCAAGAGCGAGGAGGGCCACGACGGCGGCGGCGGCGGCGCGGCACUGUGCGCAGGGAAGCAAGAAGGCGACGCAACCGCCGCCUCGGCCAAGACCGGGAAAGGCCGUCCCCGCAGGCUACUUCACGGCGGAGUCCUUCCUUGUGCUCUUCUGUCUUACGGCCUCUCUGCUGAUCCUUCCGCUCAUCUUGCCCCCGCUGCAGCCGCCGCCUUUGCUCCUGCUGCUGGUCCCCAUCGGCAUAUUGGUGGUUCUCUUGGCGCUGGCUCUCAUGCCUUCCGAUAUCCGGAAUAUCGCCUCCCCGUACCUGUAAAUGUCUCCCACCUUCUCCUUCCUCUCCCUCUCCCGUUCUUGCCCUGAUCAACCAGAUCACCCUCACUUAAAUUUCUGCACAUCUUACCGAUCCCGUUCAUCCCUCUUCGCCAAGAACGCCGAUUGUUUCCCCCUCCUCCUCUUUCCCUUUCUUGCCCUGAUCACCUGAUCCUUCUCACAUAAAUUUCUGCGCAUCCUACCGACUUUGUUCAGGAAUGAUAUCGUCUGCACAGAUUUUUGAUCAAUAGCAACAUUUGAUCAUUGUUGUUCUAACGGCGAGAGAGAGAGAGAGAGAGAGAGAGAGAGAGAGAGGCGAAGGUUCGCGACCAGUCAUUUUCUUCGGUUGGUCAAAAAACAGGGUUCAAUCUGAUCUACGGCUUUAAAUGCGGAUCGGAGGAAAUCGCAAGUGAUAUUUAUGGAACUUGACCAGACUAAGAUUUUCCCACUUUACUGGCGGUGUUAUUCAUUAAUUAAUAAUUAUUAUGACCAGCAAAAGAAUGGAUAUUUCAGGGCAACAAGUACAAAAAUACAUAUACAUAUAUAUAUAUAUACAUAUGCAUUAGUGCAGAUGUAUAUGCUGACUGCGGCCGGUAAUAAUUAAAGUCUCAUUUACCCGGGAUAUUCCUUAAAGGAAAUCUUCGACAAGAUCUUCCGCAUUAAGGUAAAGGAGAAAAUCUCAAACAGACCGCUGCGAGGCCUACGACCAGCACAAACAGAUUAUAUUACGAGGGGAGAGAGAGAGAGAGAGAGAGAGAGAGAGAGAGCCUAUGGGAGAGAUGCAGACCAUAUUCCAUCUGGUAGAAUCCAAUACACUUGGAGUUGCGUGUUUCCUCCCCGCAGAGGGUUGGAUGCCCGUCGAGGUAAAGCCAGCUAAAAACUUGCCUAAGAUGCAGGUAGGCACAUGAUCUGAAACGAUUCUAUCCACAGACUUGUGGCCACACCAGCAAGAAAAGGAGCUGCUAUGGCUUGGCACCGACGGAAAUUCUCAUCUUCCUGGAUACACCGCCCACAAGAAGAGAAGAGAAGAGAAGAGAAGAGACGGGGGAAGCUGUUAAUGGCCGCCGCCGAUGAAUGGGGAGAGCUGAUGCUCUAAAACCUCCAGGAGGUCCUUCCCCAGGCUGGUUGCAAAGUUGAUGCUCCCCUCGUCCACCGGCUGGUUGCAGAGCCUCCUUACGGCGUCGGCGAGCUCCCCUCUGAGCCGCUGCGAGAGCAGCCGCCCCCCGGCCUGUGCGCACUCCCUGUACAGCGGCAGGUACGCGAUGGCCGCUCUGAGCGUCCCCGGGAGGUCCCUCGGGCGCAGUGGCGACCCCCCGCGGAGCAGGAUCCUGAGGAAGUUGAGGUAGUGCUCCUGCCCGCGCCGCCGCCCCUCGGAGAAGGCCGCCUCCGACCAGUGCUCCCGUAGGAACGACCUUAGCGCCGGCGACACGGCCUCGUCCUUGGACAUGGCGAUGGCGUCGGCGACGGAGUAGGUCGCCGCCGGGUCCCUGAGGAAGUCGGAGCGGAGGAGGAACCCGACGCCAGCGAAGGAGCCGCCGCUACGCUCGCCGGCGGCCUUGAGGAUCUCGACGCUCAGCGCGGCGAGGACUUGCUGCGGGACGUGGGGGAGGAGGUAGGAGACGACCUCCAACUGGCUGCUGGAGGUGGCCGCUGUGAGGGCCAGGCAGAGCUCCAUGUCCCUGCAACCUCGGUGGACGAACCACUGCACCACCUGCAGGCAUCCCCUCUCCGCCGCCCUCAUCAGCGGCCCCAGGAACGCCAUCGCGUUGCCCUCCUCUACCAGGCACUCCAUCGUCCCGAUCUUGCAGUAGUGCGACGCAAACCCCAGGGCCAGGUCCACGUCCACGUCCAAGCUGUUCCUCUGCGCCACCUGAAGAAGACGAAAACGAAGACGAAGAAGUUGAGAAAACAUUGAAGAUGGAAUAGUGGAGGAGAUGAGAUGCAGAGAGGAAAAAGGUGGGUCGGACCUGGAGGAGGAUGCGGACGAGCUCCGUGCUGCCGAAGCGGGAAGCUUCGAGGAAGCACUGGUUCACGUUGUCAGCGCCGCCCUCCACCAGCAAGCCCAGCAGGCCCUGGAUGGCGGUGGCGGAGAUGCCAGAGGACCAGCCGGGGUCGAAGGAGCUCGAGAAGAGAGUGAGUGGGAAGCAGGCGGCGUCGAAGGCCUCUGUGAAGUCCUUCCCGGUGAGCUGGUUGCCGGCGAGGUCCAGGAACCUCUUGAAGGCUGAAAGCUGGAGCUGGAGCUCCGUGGCGGUGCUCCGGCCGACCUUGUCCCUGCCGCCUUCCUGGCUCCGAGAGUGGAAGCCGAUGCACUUAAGCGCCCACUCUGUGAAUUUCUGGACUUUGGCGCCCGCCUCCGCCUUCAGGAUCUCGUCGCCGUUGCAUUCCUGGAGGCGUUCGUGCAACCUGUGGCCGGCGAUAAUUCAUUCCGGGAGAUUUCCGACUGUCAAUGUUUUAAAUUCAAAAGCGUCGAUCGCAUUCGAUCUUCGACCGAAGAAUCCAAGAUAAUUUUUUUCGGGAUCAGUUCCACUCGACGCAAAAUCAGAUCGGAAAAGAUGGUCGACGAUGAUUAUCAACCGCACACUGUUCUGAAAGCAUCGAUUGCAGUCGGUUUUUAACAAAUAAUCCAGUAGAUUUAUUUCAGAUGAUGAUCCCAUUCUCUCCGCGCGAGAAAAUCAGAUGAUCGAGGAUAAGAAUCUAUUGCAUAUUCUGUAUGUAUGCUCUGAAAACAUCAAUUUUCGUUCAGUUUUCGACAGAAAUCGGGAAUUUUUUUGUCUAGAAACUGAUUCCACUUGCUCUACGGGAAAUCAGACUUGGAAAAGAUGAUCGACGAGGGAUCAAGCACGAUUAAGUCCCCGUACCUUUGUGCCAUGACAGCGACAGUGUCUGAUAAACUCAUGGUGCUGCUCUGGCAUGCAGACACACAAGAAGCAAGAAAAGACGUUCUGAGUGCCGCCCUCGUGAAAUCCUGAGCACCACUUGCAACGAUCAUCCUGAGCAAUCCAGUGAUGCCGUCCAACUCCUGCCGCGUGGUCAAAAACCAGAUGGAAUCCAAGGCGAUGCAGAGGGCGUCAUUGAGAGUCUGCGGGUCUGCCAGCAGAAUCAAGCUCUCUGAGAGCUCCCAGUCAUGGGAGUUCACAGCCGCCUGAAACAUGCGUCCCAACUCGAUCCGAUCCUGCCGGCUGAGUUUCCUCUCCUGCACAUGCUUGUCCUUGCCUCUUCUCUGGACCUGGGAGUCGUCCGGCGAGGCCAGAGCCCUUGACCUAAUCUUCCUGUCGUCGCAACCGCUUCGUCCAUGGAUUUCGAGGUCCCUGUUGAGAAGGGACGGAUCCCUCGACAAGACGACAUGGCGGCUUCCCUCACCAUCCUCCUGCUGCUUCAGAAGAUCGUCGCUGCCGCUAGGGUUUUCUGCACCUUCACACUCAUCCGUUUCCAUCCCCACGCAGGAUGGGGGAUCGUCGAACGGAGAUUCCUUCACCAUGACCUCGUCAUCGCUCUUUCCGACGAUCAUCGUCGUAUCCUCCAUCCGACGUGCACAGAAAAUAGAUCGGCGAUCCACGAUAGGGGAAAUCGCUCGGAUUCGACGACUCCGACAGUUUGGCCCCCAAAAUUAAGAACCUGCCGCUCGGCAAACAGCAUGCCUCGAUCUUCCUCGUGAAAUUCUAUUCCGUCUGUUCCGCAUUUCUUCGACGAUCAGACAACGGGAGGCUGAAAUCUGGCCCGCCGAGAUCGAAGGGGGACUUUCCGCCGCCGGAGAAGCUCUGAAGAAAAUAACGAUUCGACCACAGGAAUCAAGAAGGGAAAACCAGGGUAUCUACAGAUGAUCUGCCAAAUAGAUAGAGAACGAGAGGGAGAGAGAGAGCGACGAAGAAGAAAUCGGAACCAAUCAACGAGAUAAGGAGAUCGCCGGGAACGAGGGGAUGAAUCAUAAAGUCGGGGACACGAUUGGGGAGCUGCGGCGAUGUGGAAUAAAUAAAACAAAAAACAAAUAAAAAUCCGGGGGCGGAGGAGAAAACAGAAGAACCAGAAGCGGAAAGAGAAGAAGCACGUGAAUCGGCAGAAAACGAGCAAGAGAGCGCCGCCACCGUCGCCGCAGGCGGCGGCGGCGGGAGGAUCUCCGAAGGGGGGAAUGAAAGAGCAGGGGGGAAGUGA
Messenger RNA from Spirodela intermedia, 12355 nucleotides. NCBI's taxonomy places the organism in Eukaryota, Viridiplantae, Streptophyta, Magnoliopsida, Alismatales, Araceae. The record is from the annotation of a GenBank genome assembly.